CUCAUGUAUUACAACAUAGCUCUCCUAUGGUAUGACUAUGGUCUGACGUUCCCAGAGGAGGUCAGGUAUAUGUGGAGGUCGAAAGAAUGGAAAGUGUCGACCUUCCUCUACAUCUUCUGCCGCUAUGCGCUGCCGGCAAAUCUGCUUUAUCUGCUCGCUAUCGCGAAUAAAUUGGGUAGUAGGACUCAACAACCAAAUGAUACUUCUCUCUUCAACAGCUGUGAUACAUGGUACAAAAUUAUCGGUGCUAUCAGUGUCGUUGGCAGAGCUUCGUUUGCAGCCGUCUUCGCGAUGAGAACUUAUGCUGUUUGCGCCCAGAGCAAGCUGGUCUUGUAUGGCCUGGGAGCCAUUGGGCUCACAUGUGUGGUUCUCGAUUGUUUACACGUUCCAGGGCUGCGAUGCCAUGGAUCUUCCAGCAUACAAAUGUACGUCUUGUGA
This is a messenger RNA of Heterobasidion irregulare TC 32-1, 438 nucleotides long. RefSeq lists its product as uncharacterized. The transcript is spliced from 4 exons. The annotation marks the transcript as partial. Lineage: Eukaryota; Fungi; Basidiomycota; Agaricomycetes; Russulales; Bondarzewiaceae. The record is from RefSeq and is a predicted model, not a curated record.